Aphanomyces astaci is the source of this 1542-nucleotide messenger RNA. RefSeq lists its product as hypothetical. The transcript has 5 exons. Lineage: Eukaryota; Oomycota; Saprolegniomycetes; Saprolegniales; Verrucalvaceae. Gene Ontology annotation, molecular function: microtubule binding. Bases 19 to 1461 code for a protein of 480 amino acids. The record is from RefSeq and is a predicted model, not a curated record. Gene Ontology annotation, cellular component: cytoplasmic microtubule. Gene Ontology annotation, biological process: microtubule cytoskeleton organization.
UUGAAAUCUGCUCUCACAAUGAGCGUCGAAGCCGCCAACAUGGACUCGGUGCGCGACCAGGCUCGAGGCUGCUUCCAUGCACUAGAGAUGAUGGGCGAUUGGAAACUGCAAGUUCAGGAGCUGUUGGAUCUUCAAGAAGUGCUGGACGAACUGCACCGCAACGAUCAACUGAACGACGACAACAUCGAUCUUGUGUUGGAGUAUGUUCUGCCGCUCGCCCCAUUCAUCGACGGUUUGCUUCCUUCCAUCCGGUCUGAAGUGGUCAAGACGACAUGCCGUGUCAUCGGCCGGUUUGCGACGCUAUGUGGUCCCAAAUUUGAACCUUUCUCGAACCAAGUUCUCCUCUCGUUACUUCACACGGCUCGAAUCAAGACCAAGGUGUUCAGUCGCGCCGGGGAAGACUGCUUGGCCGUGCUGUCGACCCGUUCCCGCUACAGCGUCGUCGAACUCUGCCACCUUUUCGACACCCUCCGUGCAGAAGAAUCGCGCUGCCUUCUUGUCAAGCAGGUCCCUCUGAUCCUAACGUCGUGGCCAAAACCCGAACUCGACCCCCAUUUUGGUCGAUUGAAAACGUUGCUGCACAAUGCCUUGCAUGACAAGAACCAUCUUGUACGCGCCGCCGCGCGGGACGCGUUUUGCGUCUUUGCUGAUACCUGGGACGAGCAUAUGGAGACCCUAGUGGACAUUCCGUCGCCGCGGCACCGCAGUAGUUUUAUCCAUGAGCAUGCCACCGCCCGCCUCACAUCCCAUCUCGUCCACAAGUUUGGGUCCCCAGUGCCCGCUGUCCGCACCCCCUUGCGCACACCCACAGCCACUCGCAUGACUCCAACGUCCAUCGAGACGCCGCCGGGGCGCCGCCUCCAUUUGGACGCGUCCACUGCCGAAUCGACCUCGUCGUUCUCGUCCAUGUCGUCAUCUUCGGACGACGACAUGGACGACGACGGUAGACAUCACGACCUGCUGCACCGUUCGAACCAACCAAUAAACGAUGCCGAUGGAUCCACCUCGCCUCCGCCGCCAUCGUCGUCGUUGGUUGCGCCGUUGCUGACACACGAUCAAGACGAAAUCCCUCUAUCGAAUUCAACAUAUUCGGUGCUUCGAUCCGUGGUGGGGACGGUCGUGACGUGGCUGACGUUUGCGAGUGUUUUGUUUGCGCUGUACACUGUGACGGGCGCGGUUCUGAGUGCGCUGGCGCUGCAGCAACGGGGCGGUCUGCUCGUGGAGCUGGAACAGCUCGACAUGACCGUGGCGCGCACGUUCCACGACCUCCAGGCCAAGGAAGGCGCGAUGGAGGCGGCGAUGGCGGACCUGAUGGCGUCGGUGGCCGCCCAGCGCCUCGACGCCCAGCGGGCGAUGGCAACGCUGCGCGAGUCGAGUGCCGCAUGGAACAAGUCCAUGCGCGACGACAUGGACGCGUUCAAAGCCGAAUUUCUCUCGAUGCUCGUGGUUGACAUGUCGUGAUGUACCAAGUCGAAACGCUAUUAACUUAAAAACCACUGUUAUGGUUUUCGGAGAAUUUGUUUGUCUAGGGUUGGCAUGUGU